AUGUGUCUUACCUGGGCUAAGGAGAAGAAGAACUGGACUGUUGCUCAAUGGAAACCUAGAGUCUGGAGAAAGGUUGGAGAAGCUCAUAGAUCAAGUUGCUUAAAGUCCAGUGUUAAGUUUCCACAGUCUGUGAUGUCCAGCAAUGCCAUCAUUACGCCUGCAGGAUUUUAUAUUGUUGGUUUGAGUACAAUGCCUUACGUUAAUAUCUAUGUUAUCUUCCUCACUGUGCUUUAUGUGAUCACAGUCAUGUGCAAUGUCUUUCUGAUCACCAUCAUUUUCUAUGACCAUCGUCUGCAUGUCCCAAAGUUCAUGGCUGUUGCUAAUCUGGCUGUGGUUGAUCUUGUUCUAAGCACUUCUCUUGUGCCAAGCAUGAUCAAGACUUACAUUGUUCGAGACAAUUUUGUGCCGUUCAAACUGUGCAUUGUGCAAAUGUACAUUUAUUAUGUUUUUAUAUCCCUUGAACCAUUUUCCUUAUGUAUUCUCGCUUAUGACAGGUUUGUUGCAAUCUGUUUCCCUUUAAGACAAGAAUCUAUUAACACAAACAACAGAAUGGCUUUUAUAAUUGGUGUCAUUUGGCUGUUUUUUAUUACUAUAGUUCUCUAUGGCUCUACAUCCAUCCCAACCCUGUCCUUUUGUGGCUCUCUUGAGGUCCACAGCUAUUUUUGCGAUUAUGCUCCUGUUUUAAUACUCGCUUGUAAUGAUAUGACAUCACAGUGGAAUUUUGGCACUACUAUGGCUAUGAUGUUGUUUACUGGACCUUUGAUUUUUAUUUUCUUUACCUACGUGGGUAUAUUGAUUGCUGUUUUCCGAAUGAAAAAUACUAAGAGCCGUUUUAAGGCGCUAAGCACGUGUGUAGAGCACCUCAUAUUGGUGGCCAUAUUCUUCAUUCCUAUUGUAACCAUCUUCUCUCUUAUAUUAUUUGAAGCUUUAUUGAGCCUAAAUAUGGGUCUAGUGAGCUUGUCGUUGUCGUCCCUCAUCACACCCUUUGUGAAUCCCAUCCUCUACUCACUGAAGACUAAAGAGAUUCGAAACAGGAUUCAUUCAAUAUUAACCCAGAGACUGUCUGUUCAUCCUCUAAAAACUUCACAUUAA
Messenger RNA from Puntigrus tetrazona (Sumatra barb), 1092 nucleotides. RefSeq names its product olfactory receptor 24-like. The coding region runs from base 1 to 1092 and encodes 363 amino acids. The transcript has 3 exons. The record is from RefSeq and is a predicted model, not a curated record. Gene Ontology annotation, biological process: G protein-coupled receptor signaling pathway. Gene Ontology annotation, molecular function: olfactory receptor activity; G protein-coupled receptor activity. Gene Ontology annotation, cellular component: membrane. NCBI's taxonomy places the organism in Eukaryota, Metazoa, Chordata, Actinopteri, Cypriniformes, Cyprinidae.